This is a messenger RNA of Camellia sinensis, 884 nucleotides long. NCBI's taxonomy places the organism in Eukaryota, Viridiplantae, Streptophyta, Magnoliopsida, Ericales, Theaceae. The record is from RefSeq and is a predicted model, not a curated record.
AAAACAUUUUCAUCUAGUCAUAGUCAAACUUCUUUGAUGAAUCGUUGGUCAGCCAUUCAACUUGCCACGAAUAGGUUCAAUGGGUGCUUCGCCCAAAUCCAAAGGUUGAAUCAAAGUGGAAAGACUGAAAAAGAGAAGAUUGAUGAUGCGAAGAAAUUAUACAAAGAGUUGUAUAAAUCGUCAUUUUCAUUUGAACAUUGUUGGCAUGAGUUAAGAGAUCAACCAAAAUGGCGAGAGGAAUAUAGCAUGAAGAAACAAAAAACAAAAAAAGUGGCAACUCCGAGUGUUUGUUGUCCUUGUACACCGGGUACAAUCAAUUUAGAGGACAAUGAUGCCUCACAUAAUGACAAUGUAGACUUGGAAAGACCACCAGGUAGGAAGACUGAAAAGGAACGUUUGAAUAAAAGAAAGAAUAAAGAUCGUGGAAAUGAAGGAGGGUCGCCUAUUUUAAUAUUAUUAGAGGAUUUAAAAGAAGAUAGAAAGAAAAUGAAUGACAAGAAAAUAGAAAUAUAUGAAAGGUCGUAUCUUCAAGAGCAAGAAAAGAUUGAUAAUGAGAAAAAGAGGACGCAAACAGAACAAGAAAAGGUCGAUAAUGAGAAAGAGAAGAUGCGAAUAGAACAAUUGAAGGAGGAAGAGCGAAUAAUGUCAAUAGAUACGAGUGGUCUGCCUCCAUUGCAAGCAAAAUAUGUUCAUUGCCGCCAAAUGGAAAUUCUCCAAAAAACGAUUUAGUUGUUGAAACUACCAAAAAAAGAUUUAGUUGUUGGAUCUAUGUUUUUGACUUUAUUUAUUGUUGGAUUUGAUUCUCCAUUGUAGGCAGAACUAUGUUUUUUUAUGUAGUUUAUGUUGGAACUAAUUAUUAUAUGUUAAAAGCUAUUUUGGAACUA